Messenger RNA from Ascochyta rabiei, 576 nucleotides. RefSeq lists its product as uncharacterized. The coding region runs from base 1 to 576 and encodes 191 amino acids. The record is from RefSeq and is a predicted model, not a curated record. NCBI's taxonomy places the organism in Eukaryota, Fungi, Ascomycota, Dothideomycetes, Pleosporales, Didymellaceae. The transcript has a single exon.
AUGACGGGCACCCCGCCGCACCGCCCGCGCCUCCCAACACCGACCCUCUCCUCCUCCCCUACGAGCCCUGUAAUCGACUACUCCCCACACACCGUCCCGUACAACGAAAGCUUCGAAAACGAACUCAUGACCGCCAUUCUACAAGCGCCGACCACCACCACACCUCCUCAGCCACGACGCCCUCUAGCCACAGACGACACGCGCAUGAUCAGCGCCUCAGACCUGCCCGUCCCGCUCAACUCACCGCUCCGCACCCACCCCUCUCCCGUCCCGGGCCUGCUACUCACGCACGAGAAGGGCUACCACACGGGCGGUAUCGGGCCGAGCGCGCACGUGGUGAAUGAGUUUGCGGCGCGGUUCAUUGCAGAGCGGAAGCUGGAGGCCGGGGACGUCGAGGGGCUGGAGAGGGCGGUGCAGAGGGAGGUGCAAAGCAAGUUGGAGGUGGUGAAAGAGAGGAUGAGGGAGCGCGAGCGCGCUUUUGACCGCAACAAGGGCGUGGAGAGGGAGUUGGGCGAUCUGAGGCUGCAGAGGCAGGCCGAGUUGCGGGUCAUGGAGAGAGUCAAGGGGAAGAGGUGA